AUGUCACCAACGACGAGUACAGUGAGUGGAGAUCGUGAGUGUGUAUCGAUACAACCCGCCGCCAAUGAACACACGGCACGGAGACACGACGCUCCGAGCGAGGACUCGGCGCGGACUGAGCGAGGACUGAGGAGCGUCGCCGUCCUCGGGGGGAGGAGGAGGGGGAGGAGGGGGAGACGAGGAGCCGGUGCCGACCAGUCUGGAGGAGCGUCCCGGACAAAAACAAACGCUUGA
This is a messenger RNA of Danaus chrysippus (African queen), 234 nucleotides long. Lineage: Eukaryota; Metazoa; Arthropoda; Insecta; Lepidoptera; Nymphalidae. The record is from the annotation of a GenBank genome assembly.